AUGGAGUCGCUAUUUGUACGCUCGAUGGCGUUAGGAAUAGCGACAAAUGACACGCAGACACUGACUAGUGCCUCUCGCACAACGUCCGAUGCUACUUUUGCUGUAGCCAGCGAAAGAGAGGGAAUCAUCUGCGUGUACGCAGCUUCAUGCUCGGCACUAUUGCACGAGUUUGCAUCCAUUCACAAUCGCGUGUACGCAUUACAUUAUACAAGCUUUUCAGAUAGUUUAGUGACACUAGAGAGUGAUGAAAAGGGUGAAAAUGAUGAAGACGAGGGCGCUGAGACGUUUUUAUGCGUAUAUCACGACUGGCGAGAGCGUAAGAUGGUGCGGGGCUAUACUUUACCCCUUGGAAUACUGAAAAAUCUUUCAUUCAGUCACAAAGCUAAUUGUGUAGCUGUCUGCAGCUUCACAGGACGUGUCGUAGUGGCUAUGGGCACAGUGCUUAAUAUCUGGCAGUGUAGUCACGGAUUUUUUGAGCAUGUGAUGGAGCUCAAAGUGGAUAUGACACAACAUCAUGCCUUUCUAGAGGUAGAAUAUGUGGCAAUUCACGGUAUCUAUGUUGCUUAUGCUUCGCAGAUGGAAGUACGAGUCAUGGAGAUUCAAGUUAAAAGUUCUUAUGAUGUGGACAAGACGCCCAAACUGGAUGCAGUACUACUCCAGAAAAUGACGGCGUUGAAAGGAAGCAGUAGUAUAAAGAAGGAAGAAGGAGACGCAGUUCCUGAAGACUCGUCGCAAUGUGUGGAAAUAUCGAGUUUGGAAGACUUGGACGCGUUCGUAGAAGUUCCCGUAUCGUGGUCAGCGUACAGUACGAUAGAGAGAGAGACACGACGGGAACAGGAUGAGCAGCGAAUUUUUGAUGAGCAAGAGCAGAUUCCCAUGGUACUUGGACGCAAUGAAGCUCAACAGGAAGUGUGGAAUCUUGCAGGUCUGGUCAAAAGUCAGGACAUCCGCACGAACCAAGCCAUGUCGUAUUUCAUCGACGAAAAUGACGUGAGCGUGCUGUUGCGGCGCUACUUGCCGCCUAACCACAGUGUGCGGUCGUUAAAGUUUCUACCUGAAACCAUUGACAACCGUGUGUGCGUUGAGACUCGAAGCUACACGCGCUUGCUGGUAGCAACGGAAAAAGAUGCGUUUUUGUAUUACUUCUUGUCUGAAAAGGUCGAUUCAACAAGGAAGAAAAUGUCAAAGAAGGUAUUGGGCAAGACUGAGCGAACCAAAUCGAGUGGCAUGCACAAGCCCAUCAGAGUAGGAAAGGUCGUUGUGGGGCAAAGUCGAGACUUUUUUGCUAGUGUAGACGAUAAUGCGGGCGAGAACGAAGACAAAACAGACGGUUCGACGGCAUCGGGGCGUGUGGUUAUGCAUUACAACUUCACUUCGGUCGUUACCAGCAUCACGGCCAACAGCUCUUUCCUAUUUGUCGCAACGCUGUCGGGACUACAAGUGUGGUCCAUUUGGAGCCCAUGUCACUAUGUCGCAGCUAGUCGUGCGUUAAGCAAGUCGCUUGCGCCUCAGCCUUCACAGCCACAGCUUCUGUGCACGCAGCCCAUUCCGUACCCGGUAUCACAGCUUGCUGCACUCGACUCGUAUGUCGUCUUGCUCCCACAAAUGAACUCGUUGGCGUACCAAAUGUCAAGUAAUGUUGUGCACAUGGCUAGUCUUGCUGCAGCCGAGCGUCUUCCGAAGACAGAAUUUGAAAUGCGCUCACCUCUCGAUGUUAAGGUACACUCGCAUCAGCACAGCAUCGUGAUUUUACAGCAGAGCCCGCCUUCGUUGAUAUUUUCUUAUGUGCGUCAAGGUGUUUUCACCGAUGGUGCCAUGAGACCAUUCCAGAUCGACUUGCUGUUGAGCUUGUUUUCAUUGUAUCGAUAUCGAGCCGAUGUGGGUUUGGACUUGCUGCGUCUUGCAAUAAGUAAUGACGCAAUUCGAAAGGAGAUUGCCGCUUUGACUUUGGACCGAAAAGAAAAACUAGCACUUGAGCUCGAAACGAAGCUGUAUGAUCGUCUUGCUAAGGAAUGUGCGUCAGAUCUUGCAGCAAUUUUCAUGUCGGAGCAUCAUCGCAACUUAGAACGGGCUGCUCUUCUAUUUGUGGCGUCAAAUGUUCCCUCUAUUGAGGUUAUGCACCGUCUUCAGGCUAUUGUCGGCACUGUCGAUCGAUCGGAGGUUAUUAGAGCUACAGGGAAAUACCUGGAAGCAUUUGUGUUCCCGCCUCCUCAAUCGCUUACCGAUAUUUGUUCUGCUAAACUUGCACCAGGGGCAAAUGCAGCUGAUACCAAGUUUACACGAAAUGUGUUGUUGCACUAUGGCAAAUACUUUCCGGAGCAACUGUCUAGAUUGAUUGUCGAUUCGUCAUUGAAGUGGACGUUGAGAAACAUUGCGUUUGCAUUAGAAAAAUUGGAGGAGUCGUCUAGCCACAGCGUCCUCGUCAAAGUUGCUCGACUUGUACUAGUUCUCCGAGCAUCUGCCUUUUCAACGGCAGACUGGGAUGCGCUCAGUACUUCGGAAAAAUGUUUGGUCGAAAAUCUUUCCCAGCAAUGCUCGUAUGGCUUUACGCUUGCUUUAUUGGCCGAUCUAUUACAGAAUCACGUUGACGCUCUCGUACACUUAGCAGUGACGCAUCCAGAUCUACUUGUUCAGGAAAUUGCAAGCUGUACGGACAAGAAAGGUGCUUCAAACAUUAGUGAACGUUUUUCCUGCUCCAACCUGACGAAGGCGCUGCUGGAAAAUGCCGCUUUGAAAUACUUGGACAUCUUGGAGCAAAUAUUUAACAAUGCAAUUGGUCGCCAAGAAACAAUCCAGUCAGCACUAGUUUUUUGCUUGAGCGCAAUUGGUGAAGCUGCAGCUGGGUCUGCAACAAGAAUUGUUUGUGUUUUGAAUGGCUCGUCAUCUUCGUCGAAAGCAACAGACGAAACACUGUUAGUGACAUCCUUCAUGCCAGACCAAACUUUUGUGCUCCGAUUUCUGCUCUUUGUGCUUCAGAUGAUGCCAACUCUUGAAAAAUUGUCAGAAAAGGAGGAAGUUCGAGAUGAUGAAGAAGACUUACAAAAAGUGAAGGCAUCCGUGGCAGCAGAAAUAACACGUCUGUCCAUCAAGCUGAGCUCGUGCUUUGAAGGCUCGGUAAGUAACGAUGAGAACGGGCGAAUGGAGUCAAUCGUGUGCGACUUGUUUGAGCCAAUGCUUUUGGAAUCAGGUACCCACGCACAGCUCCCCGAUUGGGUACAGGAUUACUUGAAUACAUAUUGUCUACCAAAGACACCUAGGCUGCGCAGAACGCUCAAGUUUCUUUUCAAUCAGGCUCUAAAAUUACUUCACGACAAGAAUUCAAUUUGUCCCCAAGACGUGUUGUCAGCGUACGACGUGCUGGAUGUCAACAUUCCAGAACAAAUACCCUGGAAUCUCGAAAGUAAUUUGGCUACACUUGUUGUUCUGCUCACCUUGCCACGUGUAGCCAGAACGGUGGACGGCUUAAAGCUUAUUGCCCGACGCGCCGACUUCAUUGAUUUAUUCUUGCCGUACGGCAAGAGCUUCUGCAGCACUUUGGAAGAAUGGCGCUUUCUGAUCAGCACCCUGUCUGUAACGUCAGAGAAUUCAAGAGAGAUGGACAAAAGCAUGACCCACGGCAAGAGUGCAGUGUUAGAGAGUAUUCUCAACCUCGUGUGCUUAACUCUCAGCCCAGAAGAGUUGCUCCAGGUUCUGCCCGACGACGGCGAGCUGGAAGUGUACAUGUCGACGAUCGAGGCCAGCACGCGGUUGAACCAGAUGCGACAAAAGCAAAAGGAUAGCCAGCUUAUGAGUGCCGUUGCUACUUAA
Messenger RNA from Peronospora belbahrii, 3807 nucleotides. The record is from the annotation of a GenBank genome assembly. Lineage: Eukaryota; Oomycota; Peronosporomycetes; Peronosporales; Peronosporaceae.